AUGGGCAAGCAUUCCUCACCAGCUGGCACACUCAGCUGGGGUCUGACCCUCAGCCCCAAGUAUCUGAGCAAACAUGAGGGAGCUGGCAGAAUUGUUGGGCUCUCUGGGCAACGUAGCCCGGGGCCGAGUGUCCGGCGCGGACGGCAGCAGCAUCCCCUCGGACAGCGGCGGCCGCUCAUCGCUGCCACCUCCCCGCCGCCGCCAGCACAAGCGGCCCCGACGGCCACCAGCCCUCCGGGGAGACGCGUUAAAUGCCCGUGCCCGGACACCCCCACCGGGAUCCCGGAGACGACCCAGCUUCGCUCGGUGCCCGUCAGUCCUCCGGAGCUGUGCGCUCCCGACGGCGGCGGCUCCGCGUCGCCCCGAGGGCGCUGGGGACGGGGACCAGCGGAGAGGGGCGGGAGGGGGGUGCCGGGCCGGGCGCUGCUCCUACCCGCGGCGGCAGCGGCGUACAUCGCCCUCAUCGCCAUGGCCAUCGGGCAGGCGCCCGAGCGGCGACUGACGCUCGGCGGCAUCUACCGCUUCAUCACCGAGCGCUUCCCCUUCUACCGCGACAGCCCCCGCAAGUGGCAGAACAGCAUCCGCCACAACCUCACCCUCAAUGACUGCUUUGUCAAGGUGCCACGGGAGCCCGGCCGCCCGGGCAAGGGCAACUACUGGACGCUGGACCCUCACGCCCGCGACAUGUUCGAGAGCGGGUCCUUCCUCCGCCGCAGAAAACGUUUCAAGCGCANCGCCGCCUCCUCCUGCGCCUUCGCCACCGCCUUCCCCGCGCAGGGCUGCGCCUCCGCCGCUCUGCCCCACGCCUACGCCCCGCUGCCCACCGCUCCCGGGCCCUACGCGCCCGGGGGCCACGGGCCGCUGUACGCGCCGUCGGGGCGCAUCGUGCUGCCCGCCUCUUCGCCCGGCCCCCCCGCGCUCUACGGCCGCCGCUCCCCCGCGCCCUUCCCGCCGCUGCCGCACGCCUACGGCGCCGCGGGGCAGCUGAGUGCCGCCGAGCCCGCACCGCGGCACGGCACCUACCCUGGAGGCCCCGACAGGUUCGUCCCGGCGCUCUGA
Molecule: messenger RNA, 1059 nt
Organism: Pyrgilauda ruficollis (rufous-necked snowfinch)
Lineage: Eukaryota; Metazoa; Chordata; Aves; Passeriformes; Passeridae
Gene: FOXE1
Product: forkhead box E1
Exons: 2
Coding region: 1-1059 (352 amino acids)
Biological process (GO): anatomical structure morphogenesis; cell differentiation; regulation of transcription by RNA polymerase II
Molecular function (GO): DNA-binding transcription factor activity, RNA polymerase II-specific; RNA polymerase II cis-regulatory region sequence-specific DNA binding
Source: RefSeq, a predicted model, not a curated record